Molecule: messenger RNA, 298 nt
Organism: Corapipo altera (White-ruffed manakin)
Lineage: Eukaryota; Metazoa; Chordata; Aves; Passeriformes; Pipridae
Product: calcium and integrin-binding protein 1-like
Exons: 3
Molecular function (GO): calcium ion binding
Source: RefSeq, a predicted model, not a curated record
CUCCCUGGGGUCUCUGUGGCCCUGCCAAAAGGUACCUUUCCUGUCCCCACAGACUUUGACGACGAUGGGACUCUGGACAGGAGGGACCUGGAGCAACUGGUGAACUGCCUGACGGGGCAGGGCGAGGAGUCCCGGCUGAGCAGGGCGGAGAUGGAGCAGCUCAUCCAAAACAUCCUGGAGGAGUCUGACAUCGACAAGGACGGCACCAUCAACCUCUCCGAGUUCCAGCAUGUCGUCUCCCGCUCCCCAGACUUUGCCAGCUCCUUCAAGAUCGUCAUGUGAGCCCCAUGUCUCACCA